This is a messenger RNA of Entelurus aequoreus (snake pipefish), 833 nucleotides long. Its product is annotated as myosin light chain 4-like. NCBI's taxonomy places the organism in Eukaryota, Metazoa, Chordata, Actinopteri, Syngnathiformes, Syngnathidae. The transcript has a single exon. The record is from RefSeq and is a predicted model, not a curated record. The coding region runs from base 99 to 692 and encodes 197 amino acids. Gene Ontology annotation, cellular component: myosin II complex. Gene Ontology annotation, molecular function: calcium ion binding.
AAGCUCGGCAAAGCGAGGUGGGCCUCUGUGCACCGGAGUCCUUUUCAAUCCCUUUCAGGCUUUCUUGUUUCAAGCUCGCCCCUCAAUCCCCAUCAAACAUGGCACCCAAGAAGAUUGAACCAAAGAAACCAGAGCCCAAAAAGCCAGAACCCAAGACUCUCGCCUCCAAGCCGACUCCCGAGCCGCUGCCCGACCUACCAAAGGAACCCGACUUCGACCCCAAGAGCAUCACUCUCGAAUUCACCAACGAUCAAAUCGAGGAGUUCAAAGAGGCCUUCACCUUGUUCGACCGAACCCCGAAAGGUGAAAUGAAGAUCACGUACGGCCAGUGCGGGGAUGUGAUGCGAGCCCUCGGCCGGAACCCGACCAAUGCCGACGUCCUCAAGGUGCUGGGGAAGCCGCGGCCGGAGGAAAUGAGCUCCAAGAUGGUGGACUUUGAGACCUUCUUGCCCAUGCUGCAGCACAUUUCCCGCGCUAAAGACCAGGGCAACUUCGAGGACUUUGUGGAGGGCCUCAGGGUGUUUGACAAGGAGGGUAACGGCACCAUCAUGGGGGCCGAGCUGCGCCACGUCCUGGCGACGCUCGGGGAGAGGAUGACGGAGGACGAGGUGGACAGACUCAUGGCCGGGCAGGAGGACGCCAACGGGUGUAUCAACUACUCCUCCUUUGUGAAGCAUAUCCUCUCCGGAUGAACAGGACGCUUCAUCAGAAAGACUUCUCCUAAUUCCCAUCACUUUAUGGACUCUUAAUUUAGCAUUUGUCCUGUUACCCCGCCUUCCUGUUGGGGCAAUGAAACACUCUGGGCACCCGUGUUAAUAAAGGGAAUUUCAUCA